This is a messenger RNA of Topomyia yanbarensis, 1167 nucleotides long. RefSeq lists its product as uncharacterized. NCBI's taxonomy places the organism in Eukaryota, Metazoa, Arthropoda, Insecta, Diptera, Culicidae. The record is from RefSeq and is a predicted model, not a curated record. The transcript has a single exon. The coding region runs from base 1 to 1167 and encodes 388 amino acids.
AUGUAUCGCCAGAUCAAAAUAGCAGAAAAAGAUCUACCGUAUCAGCAAAUCCUGUGGCGAAACGCUCCCGAGAAACCCCUACACACAUACCAGCUCACUACUGUCACGUAUGGUACCACGACAGCUCCCUUUGUUGCUACACGAUGCCUACAGCAACUUUCUGACGACGAAGCAGUUAAUUUUCCAGCGGCUGCACGUGUGGUGAAAAAGGGAUUUUAUGUUGACGACCUGUUAUAUGGAUUCGACACCCUCAAAGAGGCGUUAGAAGCAACGGAGCAGUUACACCUCAUGAUGGCAUCAGCUGGUCUAUCAUUACGCAAGUGGUCGUCGAAUUGCCCUAAUGUUCUCAAUGAAAUCCCACGCGACUACUGGGAGACUGAAAGGGUGUUGGAGUUAGACAGUUCGGCUCCAGUUCAAGCUCUUGGGCUGUUGUGGGAACCAAUGUCAGACGAUUUUUUGUUCAAAAUUCCACAAUGGACCAAACAAACCUUUUCUACAAAGCGAAGCGUACUGUCACAAACAGCUAGCUUAUUUGACCCGUUAGGAUUGGUCGGACCAGUGAUUGUCAUCGUCAAAAUAUUCAUUCAAGCGCUGUGGGAGUUAAAUCUUGAAUGGGAUCAACACUUGCCUUCGGAGCUUCACGAGCAGUGGAUGAACUUCGUAAGCCGUUUACCGAUCCUUAAACAGCUUCGUAUUCCCCGAUUUGUUUUAACGGACAACAUCGUAUCUCUUCAACUGCACGGGUUUGCCGAUGCAUCUCUACGAGCAUAUGGUGCAUGCGUGUACUUCAGAGCUGUGUCUGCAUCGGGUGGUGUAUCGAUACGUCUCAUGACAGCAAACUCUCGUGUUGCUCCUCCGGAACGAAGACGACCUACGCUAGCUCGGUUGGAGCUGUGUGCAGCUCUCCUUCUGGCCAAUCUACAGAAAAAGGUGCUAGAAAGUGUGGAAGUGCACUGCCCAUGUUAUUUUUGGUCGGAUUCCACGAUCGUCCUACACUGGCUAGCAAAGGAACCGUCAACAUGGAAAAUCUUCAUCGCAAAUAGAGUUGCUGAAAUCCAACAGCUGACACAAGGCGGAAUCUGGAACUAUGUUUCGACCAAUGAUAACCCAGCCGAUCAUAUAUCACGCGGUUUGAAUCCCAACGACAUCAUUUGCAAUUCGUUGUGA